GAGCUGAAAACAUGAGCUCGUUAACGGAAGACCAGAUUGUCUAUAAUUCCAUGUCAGAAGAUGACAUCAACAGUAAUGUUCAAUACGUAGAAGGGGAAAAUCAACCCGAGAAACCCAGAUGGGGACCACAGCACGCCGGAGCAAAGGAACUGGCCAGUCAAUACACAGCAGGAAAACGUCUACAGGAGACUGUGUGUAUUUCAAUCACAUUCGUGUUGUUUGCCUUCAACAGUGUGCAACUCAUCCGCUAUUACACCUGGGCUAACAGCUACUUUAUAUUUGGAGCAGCGUUUCUUGGUAUUAUCACAGCCGACUUCUUCAGUGGACUGGUACACUGGGGUGCUGAUACCUGGGGAAGUGUUGAGCUGCCAGUUGUUGGCAAGGCUUUAAUUCGUCCAUUUCGGGAGCAUCACAUCGAUCCAACGUCCAUUGUUCGCCAUGAUUUCAUUGAAACAAAUGGAGACAAUUUUGCUAUCACACUCCCUGCCUUAGCCAACAUGGCCUACAAGUUUAUCACCUACAGUCCAGCAGAUAUAGCUGCCACCUACAACUGGGAGUGCUACAUGUUUCUUCUAGCCAUAUUCAUCAGUCUGACCAACCAGAUCCACAAAUGGUCUCAUACAUACUUCGGCCUUCCACGCUACAUCACCAUACUGCAGGACAUGCACGUGAUCCUGCCUCGCAAGCAUCAUCGUAUUCACCACGUGGCGCCACACGAAACGUACUUCUGCAUUACCACAGGCUGGCUCAAUUACCCGCUGGAAGUCAUCAACUUCUGGCCCGUUCUGGAAAAUAUUAUUGAAUCCCUCACCGGAAACAAACCCAGAGACGAUGACAUGAAGUGGGCCAAGAAAACAACCUAAAUAUUGUGUACUUGAAUAGAAUAAUUGCUUUUGUGAGAACAUAUUGUAUCUUGUCUGUAAGCAUACUGGGUAGUAUAAUUUUGUAUCACACGGUCAUGUUGUUUGCCAGAGAUGUUAAACUGUGCUUUUCUAUUAAUUCAUGAUCUCCAGAAUUUAUUUUCUGAAAUUCAAAUCCAAUGUUGUUACAUGUAAUUUAAAAGUAAAUAGAGAUUUACAAAAACAUUUCAUUUGCUUGUCUAAACUUUUAUUUUAAACUGUUUAAAAUUGGA
Messenger RNA from Gigantopelta aegis, 1132 nucleotides. Its product is annotated as plasmanylethanolamine desaturase-like. NCBI's taxonomy places the organism in Eukaryota, Metazoa, Mollusca, Gastropoda, Neomphalida, Peltospiridae. The transcript has 5 exons. Bases 12 to 863 code for a protein of 283 amino acids. The record is from RefSeq and is a predicted model, not a curated record. Gene Ontology annotation, molecular function: oxidoreductase activity.